ACGUGUAGCAUGCUCUAAAAACUUAAAUAUGUCAUAUUAUUUUAUAAAUAGUUUUAUAUUAAACUAAUAAUUGUGAUUUAGUGUUUAUCAUUAUAAUUAUUAUUAUUAUACCAAAAUGAAUGAAAGUAACGAAGAAUUAUUAGACAAACACUUAACAGUGGACGAGCUGUUAAAAACCAGAGGAAUAUAUACAAGAGUAUUGGAUGAAUAUACUCAAGUUUCUAGAGUGCUUCCGACGAGAGGAGAUAAAUUUUUUGAGCCAAAUGGAUCUUGGCUUGAAAAUAAACAGAUAGAUACAAAUUUACAAACAACUAAAGAUUUACUGAAACUUGAGAGAGUAAACCGAAUAUCCGCUAUGGCGUCAGCACAAUGGAUACCUGAAGAAAAGAGAGCAAAAGUUACCAAGAAAUCAGGAAUUGAUUGGAAUAAUUAUGGACAUACUCUUAAUUCCAUUACUUAUUUAAUUCCUGAAGAAGCUUUAUUACUUCUAGAAACGAAUAAUUUAGAGUUGACAUGCGAUGGAGUAUCUCUUUCAAUCCAACAAGCUUAUGAAUUACUCAUCAAUUCACCUAAUUCAGGGUGUACAUUAGAUGAAUACAGAGUUUUUAGUCAAUUAGCAAGAUUAGGGUAUCGUUUGCAAAAAUUUUAUUACAGCAAAACAACUGCUGAAAAACUUGAAGAAUCUUUACAGCCUAAAAAAAAAGUUAUUAUAGAUCCUGAAAAUGGCAAAUGGAUGGGAAGUGUUUCUGAGCAUUCCACUAGCCAUAAUUUAGAUUUAGCCAAGAGUAAUGAAGAAAAUAAGGGCGUUGAAGAAGUAAUAAAUAGUAUUAUCGAUAAAAUAGAAAUAAAAGAAAAUGAGUUACGUAAUAGUGAAAAAUCUGUUGAAGAAGUUCGUAUUCAAAAGAAUGGCGGUAGUAAAAUUGACACAAAUGAUGAUGAACUAAAUGAAGAGAAAAAAGAAAAAUUAAAGGAAAGAAGUAAACCUCGAUUAGAAAUAGUAUCAGAAGAGACUGUAGUCGAGCCAGUAAAAUUAAUGAUACCUCCAAAUAAAUCUUUGGAUCCAGAUUGUGAUACAAAAUUUACUUGGCCUGGAUCAAGAAUUCAAAGGAAUGUCAAACUCUUGCCAAAAAGAACAGAUAAAAAAAUUUUGCUCUUUUCUUCACACCAGUCUAAAAAUGAUAAAAAAACAUCAGAUCAAAAUUCUGAUAAACGAAAGUCUGAAUCAAUUGAUCCAAAAUUACAUAAAAAAUCCAAACAUGAAAUUAUAGAGUUAUCGGAUGAUGAUAUCGAAGAAAUUCCAAUUGCAAUGACAAGAAUGGAAAUGUUGAAUUGUUUUCCAAACAUUGCAUCUAAAGAUUCUAUAACCCAGGUUAUUUCAAAAAAUUACAUUCCACCAAGUAUAAAACUUCAAAAAAAUUUUUAUGAAUAUGAUCGUGACCAAUUGAGUCGAAUGCGACAAUCUAGGCAUUCAGAUGAAAAUACUGAUUCGGAAGUUAGUGAAAUUACCGAAAACAAUCAAGAACAUUCUUGUGAGAGCGAUUCUACGGAAUUAUCAUUACACUCGAAUUCUAGGUCUACAGUAUCUACACAUGUUUUUGAAAGAUCAAGACCUUGGUCAAAUACUCUCCUGAGAGACAAUCAAAUUUGGCAGGAUGAUUAUCAACAGUCUUUUUUUCAAAAUGGUCAAGGGAAUUAUUUUUAUUCAAACAGAUUUUCUAAUUCUCAAUUCUCUCGUGGUGGAUGUACUUCAAAUAAUUUUAUUCAACAUAAAAUUAUGGCUAGUUGUUCAACAGGUACAAAUGUUUAUAGGCCAAAUUUUCUCUCAAACAGAUGGCCUUUGUUUCAUCUCAACUUUUACAGAAAUAUUGCAAUGACUACUUUUGCAUCACGUACAUCAUCGAUGAUACAAAAUACUAUGAAUAUUUAUCAACAACAUAUACGUAAUAACAUGAUGUACGGGAGGUUUAAUAUGAGAUUUUCCAAUUUUUCGAGAUUUUCAGGUUCUCAGGGAUUUUUUUCUGCGCAAACACCACUCUCAAUUACUGAGAGAUAUCCACAAUCAAAACAAAUUUUACAAAUUAAAGCUAAAUCUUCUAAUCAAUUGAAUGGUGAUGAGAAGGAUCAAACAUCUUUCCUUAAAAUACCAGCAAGUUCUUGGUCAGAUUUGAAGAAAAAAUGGAAAGAAGCAAAAACGAUAACUAUCGAAGAUGAAGAUGAUAAAAUGGAUUGUAGUGAAGUAGAAGUUGUAGAGCAAACAGUUCAACCAUUAAUCAAUAUAAAAAAUGUAAAAACUUUUGCAGAAGUUUAUGAAAGGCUAAAAAUUAUUAAACCUGCUCAAGAAAAGACUGUUAGGAAGAAGAAAGGGGAAUAUAAAAUUUCUUAUAAAGUUUAUUCAAAUACGCAGAAUUAUAAAAAAUCGAGUCCCGGUCCACCAAUGUUUCAUCUAGUAAUAACAAGCAUCAAUAAAAAUUUUCCACAACCAGUUGAACUAAAUAGACUGCAACAAGACGGCGAAAGUGUUGCCGUAGUUUUUGCAUUUGUUUCUGAAGCAACAAUAUCAUUUAUGCAAGCUGGAAUAGUUUCACUUCCUAAUUUAGUUGAUAAUAAAUAAAUGUAUUUUCUAUAAGUAAUUGAAAUUGAUUUUUAGUUUUUUUUGAAUUUGAUACUUAUGAAAGUUAACAGUAAAUAUAUCUGAUAUUUUGUUUUGUAUGUAAAAUAUUUAUAGAAGAGGAAAAUAAUUUUAAUA
This is a messenger RNA of Chelonus insularis, 2746 nucleotides long. It is a transcript of the gene Tsen54, whose product is annotated as tRNA splicing endonuclease subunit 54. NCBI's taxonomy places the organism in Eukaryota, Metazoa, Arthropoda, Insecta, Hymenoptera, Braconidae. The coding region runs from base 116 to 2611 and encodes 831 amino acids. The record is from RefSeq and is a predicted model, not a curated record. Gene Ontology annotation, biological process: tRNA-type intron splice site recognition and cleavage. The transcript is spliced from 4 exons. Gene Ontology annotation, cellular component: tRNA-intron endonuclease complex.